ACCCAUUCAACUUUUUACACAGCGGCCACUCGGCGCUGCUAAUGCCUACUUGGUGUCUUAGUUAGACGGUGCAUUCUAAAUAAACUAAUUUAAUAAAUAACGCCGCAUUUGAGAAUACAAUAAAGCCAUUUCACAGGAGGAGCUGCGAAGAAAAAAAGGGAAGCAAACAACAAUCUCAUCUGUGCUGUGCGAGUCCAUGUUGAAGGAUUGUAGAUCGACUUUAAACAGAAGAUCUGCUACAAAAUGGACGGAUUUUACGAUCAGCUAGUCCCUUUAAUGGUGCACAAUAUAGCGAAAACUCGCGGGGAAGAACUUCGCGGGCGACAAAUCAACGAGAGAAAGAGGAAAUUAGUGGAGACAGAUCUAGCCCACGAUUCGGAAGAACUUUUCCAAGAUUUAAGCCAACUGCAGGAAACGUGGCUCGCAGAAGCCCAAGUUCCCGAAGACGAUGAACAGUUUGUACCUGACUUCCAGUCGGUUAACUUGGUAUUUCAUGGACCUUCCCCGGCCAAGAUCAAGCGUGAGAGUGAAAGCCCUAAUACGGACGUGUCGUGCCGCCACGAACAGAGUCUCAGCUCCGGCUAUGGAGAGAACUGCCUCUACAGUUACAGUGCCUACGAGAGGAAGCCCCUUGCCGGGUUCAAGCCAUUAACUCCACCAGCCGCCCCGGUGUCUCCAGUCCAUCAGAGUUCCCCUCUCCCUCGACUCGCGCCCGUUGCAGUUCCGCCAUCAGCCCAUGGCCCCAUUUCAUCCCCGGUGCAGGCUGCACCUCCAGCAGCGGUUCCACCACCACAGCAGCAGCAGCAGCAGCAACGGACCUUUGCAGUACCUCGACCACCGCAUCCCCCACUUCAAGUGUCCCAGACCUUGCCUGAGACGCAGUAUGCUCCAGAGAAUAGGUUUCAGCGGCAGAUGUCCGAGCCGUGCCACCCAUACCGGCGCCAGUCAGGAGUGCCCGGUGACAGUCGGCAGGUUUACCAGCGGCAGAUGUCCGAGCCCAUGCCAGCGCCCUCUCCGCAGCCCCUCAAGCAGGAGUACCACGACUCGUGUUACGAUCACGUCAGCGGACCCAGCAGGCAGGAUUUCCAGUCUCCUCUUGGCAUUAAGCAGGAGCCCAGAGACUACUGCUACGACUCAGAAGUGCCUAAUUGCCAAUCCUCAUAUCUGACAGGAGGAAACUACUACACAGCUCCCGGCAACCAGGAGGGUUUCCCUUAUGAGAAGGAUCCUCGAAUGUACUAUGAUGAUACGUGUGUGGUACCUGAUAGGAUCGACCAUAAAGUCAAGCAAGAAUCGCCGGUGUACAGAGACAAUCUGCCGUACCAGCGUCGUGGUUCUUUGCAGCUGUGGCAGUUCCUGGUUACUCUGCUGGAUGAUCCCGCAAACUCCCACUUCAUUGCGUGGACGGGCAGAGGCAUGGAGUUCAAGCUGAUUGAACCCGAGGAGGUUGCCCGUCGCUGGGGUAUUCAGAAGAACCGUCCCGCCAUGAACUACGACAAGUUGAGCCGCUCGCUGCGCUACUACUAUGAGAAGGGGAUCAUGCAGAAGGUUGCAGGGGAACGAUACGUGUACAAGUUUGUGUGUGAUCCCGAGGCACUUUUCUCGAUGGCCUUCCCAGACAAUCAGCGUCCCUUUCUGAAGACGGAAAUCGACUGCCACGUUAAGGAGGACACCGUCCCUCUCACGCAUUUUGAUGAUAACGCAGCCUUCCUGCUGGACACGGAUCAGUGCAACAAUCUGCCGUACCCCGACGGCUUUGCGUAUUGACUGAAUCACAUCUUGUGACUGAAUACAUCACUGUCCAGCUGAUAUAAAGCGCAUCCCUGUGUGGUACUGUUGCACUUGGCUGUAUUAAAAAUCCAGCUCUUCAGAACGUGGAACCGCCUAAAAAAAGUUGUCCGGCAGCAUCGCACUACUGAAGAAGCUGCCACGUGCUUCACUGAUGAUGCACUAACAAGCCUGGGGUUAGGGGGGGAGGGGGAGGGGAGGGGGGGGGGAGCCCAGCGACCCGGCUGUGUGUUGCUAUCAGAAAUGCAUUCAGGUGUGGCAUUUGUGAUUGUUCAGUGUGGCAUUCACGGGGCUUGGAUAGACCGCGUGGCUAGCGUUUGUAAUGACAAUCUGCUUUGUGUUGGACAGCUGCCUUUGUUGAUGUUAAAGGGCUUCGACUUGCACAAUCCCACAGUUGUAUCAUGGGACAGACUCUAAGGAAACUAUGCACUGUAGCAUGUGGAGCUGUUCCCUGGACUGGAUACAAACUGGUGCUGUAUUAAAAUAGCUCAAGACAAUAGUCCUGUCUACCUGAGACUUUUAAGUAGAGUACAGCUUGCAGUUUAUUGGGUUUAUUUUUAAAUGCUUAAAUGUUUUAAAUCUUUGAAACCUGAAGUCUUUGGCACCUUGCACACAUUGAAUUUUGUCCUGAUCCUUUUCUAAACUACACAUGUAUAUGUAGCAAUUUCCAAAUGUUUAAAUCCCACUGUAUCAAAUGAAAAGAAAGACUUUUGCUUGAGCUUAAAACUGCAUUUGAUAUUGUUCUUCCCCCUCUCCAUCCUAAUCCAUUAUGCCCUGCCUGUCAGUCUAUCAUCCAGUCUAUGUACGAGAGGAAAAACAGUAUCAAAUGCUUCAUAGCUUGAUUGGACUCUGGGGAAUGUGGAUGUUCCACACCAUUUGUACAUAUAUCACCCUCUAAACACUUCUCGCAAUGUAAGAUUCGAUCACCUCCUUUUAGAGUGGAUUAGAUGUGGAGGUAGGAAAAAGGGAAGAAAUCUGCAGGUAUUUUUCAAAAUAUUUUCAAAAAUAAAUAUGAAUAUUUGUAAUUUUUUUUUGUCUUUAUACUCAAGGCAAAAUCAGUUUGUUAAUGGCACUGCACUCUGAAAGACUAGAGUUCCGAUAUUUUGAUGAUGUUACUGCUUUAAUCAGGGGGUUUACUGUGUAACACAGUUCAUUCUGCUGCAGGUUAUACAUGCCAGCUUCAAGCUUUGCAUUGAAUAUCUUUCACAGUUUAAUCUUUUGGAAGUUUGAACAAUGGUUUGACUGUUCCUGCUCAUUCUAUCGUGCAAUGGCAAGUUGCAAUUGUAUAAUUGCGAGCAUAAUUAUCCACGUUGAUUCAGUUCUUGACAUUUUAUGUACAAAGUCCCCAGGAUUUUAUAUUUUUUGUUUGGAAACAAAGGUUAUUUUUACACCAGGUCUCAGUUGUAUUUUAUUUGGGCUGUUUCUGCUUUUACUUUUUGAAAUUAUGUGCUGCAAAGUCUGUUGAUGACCGUAAAAUUUAUUAAUCCAGCAAAUUUACGAUGUUUAUUUUCAAACCCAGAUGUACAUUGAAGGAAACCUCUUGUCAUGUACACCAAAUAAAUGUUUGAUCUCUCUCUGUACAAUAAAGGUUUUCUUGGCCUUGCA
Molecule: messenger RNA, 3393 nt
Organism: Amblyraja radiata (thorny skate)
Lineage: Eukaryota; Metazoa; Chordata; Chondrichthyes; Rajiformes; Rajidae
Product: ETS translocation variant 5
Exons: 13
Coding region: 244-1767 (507 amino acids)
Biological process (GO): regulation of transcription by RNA polymerase II; cell differentiation
Cellular component (GO): nucleus
Molecular function (GO): DNA-binding transcription factor activity, RNA polymerase II-specific; sequence-specific DNA binding
Source: RefSeq, a predicted model, not a curated record